CGGGAUUGAGAAUUUUUGGGGAAAUUUCUAUGGGGAAAACGAUAACACCCAUCUUCUUCUCCAGUCUGAUUAUGAGCAUCAUCUCCACAGCAGUUUGUUGUAUUAUGAAGACUUUCCCUCCAAUUGGGGUUGUGAGGAAGAGAAGUACAACAUCUAUGGCAAUGUUUGGAUGGAAGAAUAUGAUUACUAUAACUUUUGGGAGAACUACUUCUCCACCACGCCUUACUCUGAUUUCAGCUGCAUGGAACCGUUGAUCGAUGACUACCCAAUGCUGUCUUCACCAUCAUUUCUAGAUUUCUACGAUGCGGAAGCGGCGCC
Messenger RNA from Cuscuta epithymum, 318 nucleotides. Lineage: Eukaryota; Viridiplantae; Streptophyta; Magnoliopsida; Solanales; Convolvulaceae. The record is from the annotation of a GenBank genome assembly.